CGCCCGUUUGGAUUGUGCUUGUGGAGGGGCGAGGCAAGCAAGACGCCACGUGACCAUCACAACAGCGACACAGACCAAAGCACACCACCACCUUCUCUUCACCUCCAACGUCCUCGCAAUCCCUCCCUCCGACACAAUCUCCCCCCCCUCCACACACAUCCACUCAUGCACGCGUGGUUAACACUCGUGGUGGCUGUGGUGAGCUUGCAGUUGCUACAUUCAGUGGAACGCGGUGGUGUUGAUGCAGCAUCAUGCACGGAGCAAGGCGUGGUUGAUCAGACCACGUGCGGCAUGCAGUGUCCAGGCGCCAGCGAGCAGCAAGAUGGGUGCACCUGCAGCUACGCUGCCAACGCCAACAUGUGCAUUUGUGAGGAUGACGUCAGCAGCAGCACCGUGUUCGCGUGCAUGGAUGAGGAGACGACGAACAGCAAGAGCAAGGACGCUCGACCGCUUCCCUCCUCCUCCUCCUCCUCCUCCUCGUCAUCCUCCUCGUCCUCCGCGCCACCAGAGCCCAGUGACGACCCAAUGGUGUGGGUGGACGGUGACGGCGCCAUGUAUGUGAGUGGCCCCGGUGACAUCCACUUGGACAGCGGGAACGCCGCACACGGCGGACGCGAGGCUACUGUCUUCCUCGAUGGCGUCGAUGUGCUGGCGACGCUCGGCGACUUGCAUGCCCGAGUGAGUGUGUUGAAGAACCUCGCCGACUCACUAGCUGCUACGCCAGCGGCGCCGCCCGCAUGCAGCGGCAUCUCGCCGCUUACUCUUUACUGCAGCCGGGCCUUGUCAAGGCAGCUCGUUGUUCCUCCUGAGCAGGCUUACGGCGUGUGCGAGGUGCAGCACGUGGUCAACUGCUGCUGCAACGAAACGUUUGCGCUACGCCGUGUGAACGGAAACAUCACCUUCGACGCUGCAGAUGGUCCCGUGGUUGGCGAGAGGGUCGUGAACACGGAGGAGGUCCGGUUCAACGCGCUGACGCACAUUGCCGGGUCGCUCAUUGUGAGCGGCGUGCCCAACAUGCGCGUGCUUGACCUUGGCAGCGUGGAGCACGUGGGCGGUGAAGUGAUCAUCACCAACAACCCCGACCUCGAGACCCUCAGGUUCGGCGCCCUCCGUAUCGUUGCUUCCAACGUCAUCAUCAACGACAACAGCAACCUGACUACGCUACACGUGCCCAAACUCUCGCACGUGUAUGGCGACGUUGUUGUACACAGCAACGCGCAGCUGUCACACGUGGACCUGGGUUCACUGCAGUACAUCGGCGGAACACUGGAUCUGCAGAACGGCGCACCCUCCAACGCAAUCACCACGGCUGAUGGCGCCGGCUUGGGUGGCGGUGGCCGCGACGCUGAGAACAGUGUUGGACUGGCGAAGCUGACGGCGGCACAGCUGCAGCUGGUUGGCGGGGAUGUGGUUGUGGCAUAUCACCCCUUUCUCAACUCCACACGCCUUGGCGCGCUGUCGAGGGUUAUGGGCAAGGUGUCCAUCCACAACAACGGCAUGCUUGCAUCUGUUGACCUGGGCAGCCUCACUGCGAGUGGCGACCUGCAGCUCAACAGGAACCGCAUCACCGCGCUCAACCUCACCAGCCUUCUGACUGUGGCUGGCACGCUCAGUGCGGACGACAACCAUGUCCUCACUGUGUUUGCGGCGCCACAGCUGACGCUGGUGACAGGCAGCCUGCGCCUGGCCACCAACUCCAUCACCACCGUUUCGCUCCCGAACCUGAGCGUGGUGCGUAAUGAUCUCAUCCUCGACAACAACGACGUGCGGUAUCUCGACCUGCACUCCCUGUUUCGCGCCACAUCUGUCUCGUUGCUUGGCAGCACCAACUUGGCGCAGCUUGACUGCUCCUCCUUUGGGCAGGUCGACUGUAUUUCCGUGGAGAGCGGCGUGGACACCACCAGCACCGCGUGCCCGCCCCCUUGUUAGUAGGUUUGGGUGUGUGAGUGUGUGAAGGUGUUUGUGUGUGUGUGUGUGUGUGUG
Messenger RNA from Salpingoeca rosetta, 1983 nucleotides. RefSeq lists its product as uncharacterized. The record is from RefSeq and is a predicted model, not a curated record. Lineage: Eukaryota; Choanoflagellata; Craspedida; Salpingoecidae. The transcript has a single exon. Gene Ontology annotation, cellular component: cell wall; plasma membrane. Bases 166 to 1929 code for a protein of 587 amino acids.